Formica exsecta is the source of this 1524-nucleotide messenger RNA. RefSeq names its product GTP-binding protein Rit2 (gene Ric). The record is from RefSeq and is a predicted model, not a curated record. Gene Ontology annotation, molecular function: calmodulin binding; GDP binding; GTPase activity. The coding region runs from base 326 to 1120 and encodes 264 amino acids. The transcript is spliced from 5 exons. Gene Ontology annotation, biological process: Ras protein signal transduction. Lineage: Eukaryota; Metazoa; Arthropoda; Insecta; Hymenoptera; Formicidae. Gene Ontology annotation, cellular component: plasma membrane.
AACUAUGGUGGCGACUCUCAUUCUUCUCUCUGAUAGAAGUCUGUGGCAGUCUGUAGUCUGUGUGGUGCGAACUGUCCGGUUGACCGGCUGACGAGAUCAGGUGCGCGCGCUUCGCCCUCUCGACGAGUCAUGCCGGCCGCGAGGAUCUAAAUCACGGUCAACCAAAUUUCCCUUCCACGGCGUUAAACAUGAGUAACGUCGUUCUUUCCUGCAUUUAUCGCGGAGCAGCAACGAUCCACAACAACAACACGGGUGUGUCGUCUAGUAACGUAUCGCCCCGAUACGGUGCGAUCAAGUGUGUCAAUCGCUUCGCCGAGGGUCAAGUAUGUCGGCGCUCUCGUGGGCGCUAAGCACGCAGGUCAACGUGCACGCACGUCGACCAACCGCCAGGAGAAUGUCGGCCACCGCGGCGAAUUCCCAGGACAAGAUCGCCGCCUGUAACGGCGGGGACGAUGUUGUGCCGGUGAUGACGCACCCCACCACCAGAGGUGGACUCAGGGUCUACAAAAUCGUGGUGCUGGGCGACGGUGGUGUCGGCAAAUCAGCUGUUACUCUGCAGUUUGUCAGCCAUAGGUUCCUCAACUAUCACGAUCCCACUAUAGAGGACUCGUAUCAGAAGCAAGCGGUUAUCGAUGGUGAGGCGGCUCUCCUGGAUAUCCUGGACACAGCUGGACAGGUUCGAGAUUCUUAUGUGGAAUUUACGGCGAUGCGCGAGCAAUAUAUGAGAUGCGGCGAAGGUUUCAUGAUAUGUUACUCGGUGACAGAUAGGCACAGCUUCCAAGAGACGAUGGAGUAUAGGAAACUGAUAUCACGCGUGCGCGCCAACGAGGACAUUCCUCUAGUACUAGUCGGCAAUAAGUGUGAUCUCCAACAGCAGCGAAAGGUGACCACGGAGGAGGGCAAGGCACUAGCGGAGGAACUUGGCUGUCCGUUUUACGAGACAUCCGCCGCUCUCCGACAAUUCGUAGACGAUGCAUUCUUCUCCCUGGUCAGGCAAAUACGCGCUAAAGAGAGAUCCCGCAACUCACAUCGCAAGCGCAGCCGUUGGUGGCGAAUCCGUUCGAUAUUCGCUUUUAUCUUUCGACGAAAGCAGAGGCAUGCUUUGCACUAUUCACCCUAAGAAAAAAAAACUGCGAAGUUUCGAUAACGAGAUCUUCUAGUAGUGAGACUAUUGAACCAAUAGAGGAUACCAAUAGCAAUGACGAGAAUAAUAUCGUAGCACAGAUCACACAACGAAGUAGAUAUUACCGAUAAUAUUUUUGUUUUAUACGCUAUAUAAUUUCCCUCGUUUAGAGACUGAUGAUUCGUUAACAUCUCACUGCCUUAUUGUUGACCCCCGCGGGUGCAUGUACUCCGAAUAUAGUAAAUUAAAAUUGUAAACAGAACAGAGAGAGACUGGAAUAAUGCAUAUUGUAUUUAUGUUAGAUCUGAGAUCUCGGAUUAAUCGAUCAUUCGCGCAUGCUGCUCAACACAGAGAAACAAAACACGAUACACAUAUACACACACAUAUUAUAUAUAUAUAUA